Messenger RNA from Pelagomonas calceolata, 1107 nucleotides. The record is from the annotation of a GenBank genome assembly. NCBI's taxonomy places the organism in Eukaryota, Pelagophyceae, Pelagomonadales, Pelagomonadaceae.
AACGAGGAGAACAACCUACUCCACCCCCUACGACAGGUACGGGAACGUGUGCGACUCGAGCAGCGCCGACUGCGUGCACAGGCCCGAGAAGCCGAGCAUCGCCAGCCGCGCGUGCGUCGUCUCGGCCUCGAGCAUGAACUUCUUCGUGUCCGGGUUGCCGCAGAACUCGAGGGGAUCCAAGCCGAAGUCGCCCGCCGCUCUUCCACUACCCUUGGCCGCCUGCACGACGGAAACCAUCGACGUCAGCUCGGCCACCGCCGCAAACAACAGCAUGACGCCCAUGUUGCCCGACGCGAGCAUGGCGUCGUGGGCGUGGAGCGCGUCGAUGCCCGCGUACUUCUCGCCCGGGAAGUGGAUGCCCGCGUCGACCGUGAGCCAGCCGACGACCGCGAGCAUGCAGAUGCGGCCGUGCUUGAGCUCGGCCUCGCGCAUCCAGUAGACCAUGGGGAUCUCGGCGUACUCGCCCAUCCACCGCUCCUUGGGGAUGAUCACCUCCGCCAUGUUCCAGUCGCUGUCGGUGAACCGCAGCGGGUCGAAGCCGACGUUGCCCGGGUAGUCCAAACCGUCGAGCGCGGCGGGGCACUCGAGGAAGGGCAUGGCCGCCGACUUCGCGUCCAGCGACGUCGCCGGCGCGACCUUCGCGACCGGCGCGACGAGCGCGCUGGCCGUGGCCGCCAGGGCGACGACGACCUUCAUCUUACCACCUGCGCGCGGGGAGGGGAUUGCGCGUCGGCUGUGUGCGGGUCUCUCCUCUCGUGCGGCUGGCCAUGGUGCAGGCAACGCUCUGCCGCCGGCCGACGUCGGACGUCUGUGGUUCUCUCGAGCCCGACCGGUGUGCCGCUGGUGUACCGCUGCCCAGGCGAGUUAUAUUUCGCUUACAGCUGGUCCGCGAUAGCGCCAAUCAGUGCUAGGGCCGCCGCGCGGCCGCUUGUUCGAUGACCGGCUGCUGGCGGUGUUUGGCCAAUUUGAGGGCGAUUCGAGCCAAGAUUUCGCAGCAGCUGGCGGUCAGCGAAGGUCAGAAGGCGUUCCGAUGCGUGAUUCUUGUCUACGCCGAUUGGUACAGCCGCAAUCACGCCGCGAGCUUCGAGUUACAGAGGUAUCGAAUCG